Cuscuta campestris is the source of this 4019-nucleotide messenger RNA. The record is from the annotation of a GenBank genome assembly. Lineage: Eukaryota; Viridiplantae; Streptophyta; Magnoliopsida; Solanales; Convolvulaceae.
GCCCUUCACCACCAAAUCCUCUACCGCUUCCAAGCCAUCUGCGUGCCCUCCCCACUGCCUAGGCCAGCAUCCAUCCUACCAGUGCCGCCGCCCUCUCAGUCACGACUUCACUGGCCGGCUUCCACCUUCUUGUUGUCGCCCCUUCACCGGCCCUAAGAUUUCAGGUUCCAAAAAGCACAUAACGGAGAAAUGACAGGUUCUAAACAUUGUUAGAUAGUGAAGUAACAAACAAGAUCGAUUCGUUGCGCUUUGUGAAUUGACAUUAUGUGAAGAAAGAGCCCAAUGUCGUGAUGAGCAAACAUGAGAGGCCAUGAGGAUGAUUACCAGUGCCAUCAACCUAGCUAGGAAGAUGACACAACGCAGCCCAUACAACCACAUUUUGCCGCUGAGGAUUCCGGCAUAGAUGCCAGAAUCCAACGGCAAGUUUACCUGCGACGUUGUGUUCUCAUACAGCAACGACAACAAUCCAACCUUCUUGAGCAGCGCCCAUGAGAAGGGCAUUCAUGUUUCCAUUUUAAGGCAUGAAACGUGGAAGAAUUGGAACGCAAAUAUGUCCCCAGUCGCUCCCAAUAACAAACUCCUUCAAGUUUACUUUGAAGAUGAGCAGAGGCUUGUGAGAGGGGUUGAGCCUAUCGUUUGCUCUUUUUUCGAACACUUUACACGCAAGUGUGAAGAGACCAAGCCUAGGACAUUCCACCACUGGUUUAGCAUCAUGCGAGAUGACUUGUAUCUUUUCAUGAGGCAAAUCUUAGAAGGGAUGAGACUCUUAUAUGCCCAUGGCAUUCCGCAUCUCAAUGUAUCAGAAGGAAUCUUCAUCACUCCCAAUAUGAUAGCGAAAAUGGGAAGUGUUGUUUGUGAAGACGAUGGAAGCAAUUCAAUGCAAUCUCUCAUAGCAAGGGGCUUGAAAGAUCUAGAAAGACUUGUGGUAAGGGUCCUAGAGAUCCCGGGAUACCGAAUUAGUGGAGUUGAAGAACUCGAAAGAUUUUUAGAUGCUCUUUGUAGAAAGCAACCUUUGAGAGUUGAGGAGACUAGCAUUCUUCUCGACAGUCCCAUCUUCUACACAACUCUAGAAGGACUAAAUCUACUUGAGAAGUUGCAUAUGACCAUUUUUUAUAAGAAAUUGUAUGAGCCAACAGAAAUUCAGAACGCUAUCAAUACCUUGCAUGCCACGGAUGAUUGUUGUGAAAUGCUCUUGGAUUGGCCUACAAGGGAAGAUUUUGUACUUACAAGAGCUUUAGGGAUGAAUUUGGAGAUAUCGUGGGAACAUCAACGUGAGAAAAAAGGUGACGCGACAUACUCCAUCGGCGAUCUCCAAUUUCCGGCCACCAUGGUCGUCGACCGGCCACCGGAUCCACCCCAUCAACCUCUUGACCCUCCGGCGAUCAGUUUGGUACCUCAUACGUCCACAGUUGCUGCCGGAAACCUCCUCAACGCAGAAUCCCAGCCCCAUGCCGCCGCACCAUUUUUUCCGGCAGUGGCAGCCCAUGGUGGCGCUCCACUGUACUCCCAAGCUCCUCUCCACCUUCUUGCGACUUCAACGCACCCUUUUGCAGCCUCAUCCGCUGCGGGAGUGGAGAGCUUCAUGCCUGCGAUCAUGUCGGGUUUCACAGUCGGGUUGCCUCCCUCCUCUCUUCUACCCGGACCUUCCAACGUCGCGCAGCCCUCACAGGCGCUUCUCCAGGUCCUUACGAGUGCAGUGAGCCACUCUCCAUCAACUUUGGUGAUUGGAGGUUCAGGGCACAAUUUUGAAGCCCACACAACGGCAAUAAUGGCAGCCCAAAUCCCUCGUUCUUUUUCUCCAACUGUGCAAUCUCUCCCAGGUGUUUCACCCACCCCUGGGCCUGCAAUGGUGUCAUUGCAACACCCUAUGAACGUUGGCGUUGAUGCAGUAGCUCCCAAGGAUCAGAUUUCCACUUGCGCACCAGACAUCCCUGGUGUUGUGUUGAAAGGCUUGGUAGACUCUGAGCAUGCCAUAAUGCAUGUCCCUAUUCCCUCGCUUUCUCACUACCAACGUCUUAAUGUCCCGGGGGUUGUCCCUCUUGCUUUAGUUGGACCAAAUGGAUGUGCCUACGGUGAGUACCCAGAUGGGGAGGUGCUUUGGCCCAUUGCUAAUCCCCACGUGUUCAAACCCUUCAAUUUGGAACUCCCUCGUGAAAAGGAAGCAAGACUUGCCCACGAAGCUGCAAAACGAGUUGAUCAUGUUCCCUCCAUUAUUAAUGAGGCCUCGGUCCAGUUUCCAAAAGAAAAAACCAGCAUUUUAGGCCCUGGUCCUUUGCAUGAAGCCACGGCAGUAGCUACUGCUCCAAUCACCAUGCAUGCACCUCAGUCUCAUGUACGGCCAGGGGGGAAAAAGGGUAGGAGUAGGGUCAGACGUCAAAGGGAGGGGAAAGGUAUUGCCAUUGUUGAUGCAGGUACAAGCACAGGUGGUUCCCAGCGGGAGGAGUCACAGUAUGUUUGGAGAGAGAAGACAGCGAAAGGGUCCAGACCUAUUGAGGUCGUGGAUACUGAUGAUGUAGCUGUAUAUAGAUCCCACAGUUGCUCGGCUGUCAGCUUCCUUAAGAGUGCCUUCUAUAUGCACCCUAAGGCAUUGGCACGCGUGCUGGAGCGUGUUCGAGAUACUCUCGGGUGUUCCUUGGAUGUGCUUUCAUUUACCUAUCUUGGCUGUCCUAUUUAUCAUGGUCGGAAGUGCAUUCAUUAUUUUGAGCCUAUUCUGAAGAAGAUGCGGGACAAGUGUUGUGCGUGGAUGGGGUGCUAUCUUUCUCGGGGGAAGGCUAUUAUGAUUAAGAGUGUUCUUCAGGCGAUCCCGACACACUUGCUCGCAGCACACUUUCCUCCCAAGAUAGUGAUUCGAGAGAUGGAGUCUAUUAUGGCACGAUUUUUUUGGCCUGGCUUGGGAGGGACUCGACGAUAUCAUUGGGGAUCCUGGAAGACUCUGGCUCGGCCGAUGCGAGAGGGUGGGGUCGGCUUCCUUGAUUUUAUGACUUUGGCCAAGUCUUGCUCGGCCAAGCUUUGGUGGAAUUUUAGGACACAUGAUACUAUUUGGACAUCAUUCAUGAGAGCUAAGUAUUGUAGCCGCGUCCAUCCUGCGUCAAAGCAGCGUAUUGAUGAUGAUUCUCACACAUGGAAGUGCAUGCUAGAUGUUCGGGCCGUGGUUGAGUCUAUGAUUCGAUGGCGUGUACUCUCUGGCACGUCUAAUUUCUGGUGGGAUACAUGGUCUGGUCUGGGUGCCUUGCAUCGCCAGGUGGAUGGCUGUAGUGGAUACUGGACUGAUGGAGUGGGCGAUAUGUAUCGCUUUGAUUUUAUGAUUGACCAUGAUGCUUUGCCCCCUACCCUCCUACGGCAGUUGCGCCUUGAGCCGCCAUCUCUUGUUUCUGAUCACGCUGAUAUUUCAGUCUGGACCCCGUCUACGGACGGGAAGUUGACCCUUGCUUCUGCUAAGGAGCUUCUUAGACCGAGGAGGGACGAUGAUGUGGAGGACACUGUGCUUAAGAGGUGCUGGCAGACGCACUUACCUUAUAAGAUGUCCUUUCUAGCGUGGCGCGUGUUGACGAGGCGCCUUCCCACGGAUGAUGUCCUGGCGAGAUUCAGCUUUGUUCUGCCCUCUCAAUGCUUCUGUUGCUCGUCAGGACGGGAGACCAUUGCACAUAUUUUCUAUCAUGGGAGCAUGGCGCGCCGUGUUUGGACUUAUUUCACAGAGUCUGCCCGUAUUCAGAGCACACAUCACAGUUUGAGGACCGUCUUGAGUAUAUGGUGGGCGCAGCGGCAGAAGAGCAGGAUGCUCUCGUUCCUGUUCCACCGCCUGCCGACGAUCAUUCUUUGGGAGCUUUGGACGCACUACGCUGCGUGCAAGUAUGGGGAUGCUCGCCCAAACUUCGCAUGCAUUAUCUUUCAGGUGGCUACGACGGUGUUGGAGUGCAUCUAUCGUCGCUAGCCUAGCGGAGGUCUUUUGCCUCCCAAAUGGUCGGUGAUUAUGGAGCACGUUCGACGAGGCUCUGGACGCAGGAGGGUGGUGCCGAUUC